ACAUCCUCAUCCAUUUAUGAAUUAUGAUAGAUAACAAAUCACACAAAAUUCUUUUCUCUUGAAAGAACAAUUAAAAGAAGAAAAUAUAGUUAAAUAAUAAAAAACAGAAUUAAAUAGGAAAAAAGAAAAAAGAAGAGCAUAAAAGCAAGGCCAUUUUAUGGCACCCUUUCCCGCUUCCCUUUCUCUCUCAUAAACUCUCCCAUGGCGUCUUCUUCUUCUUCCAACCCGAACCCGUCAUUCCUCAACGGGUUCGACCCGAACUCCAUACCCAACACCACCUUCGUCCAAGCCGAGCCGUCCACGUUCCGGGCCGUGGUCCAGCGCCUCACCGGCGCAUCCCCCGCCAAGAUCGCCGGAAAACCCAUCUCCGGCGAUAUGGGUCCCCGGCGGCCCGCCUUCAAGCUCCACGAACGGCGGGCGACCGCCAGGAAGCUGGAGAUCACGCUGCAUUCUCACCGGGAAAGCGCGGUGAUGGCGUCGCCGGUGUCGCCGCUGGAGUACCUGGCGGCGCGUGGGAGCCCGAGAUCGCCGGAAGAAAGGGCGAUUGCUGAAAAGGGAUUUUAUUUGCACCCGAGCCCGUUGAGCACGCCCAGAGGAUCCGACCCGCCGGAGCUGCUGCCGCUGUUCCCGCUGCAUUCGCCAAGAGAUACUAAUUAGUUAUACCUCAUCAUCAUCAUCUUCAUUAAUUAGUUUGCUAAUCGCGUAAUUAGUAGUGCUAAUGCGCUAUUGUUUUUGUUGGAGUAAUAUUUAGUUCUUGGUUUAGUAGUAUAAUAUAAAUGUGUGUGUAUAAUGCUUAGAAGUUAGAAAGUGGCAUGUGAUACUAGUGGUUGAUUUGUGUGAUGUUAACUAAGGUUAUCUAGUGAGUAAUGUGGUGUUGAGCAAUUUUGUUAUUUUAAUGUGGCAUUGAAUUUUAUUAAUUGUGGAGAAAGAGAGAUUACAUAA
Molecule: messenger RNA, 942 nt
Organism: Salvia miltiorrhiza (redroot sage)
Lineage: Eukaryota; Viridiplantae; Streptophyta; Magnoliopsida; Lamiales; Lamiaceae
Product: VQ motif-containing protein 11-like
Exons: 1
Coding region: 202-657 (151 amino acids)
Source: RefSeq, a predicted model, not a curated record